UUUUCUCUUUCUUGCAGCACUGAUUACCUUCGAUCAGCUGAGAUGACUGAGGUAAUAAUGAAUACUCAGCCCAUGGAUGAGAUGGGACUCAGCCCCCGCAAAGACUCCUAUCAGAUCUUCCCAGAUCCUUCAGACUUUGAACGCUGCUGCAAACUCAAGGACAGACUCCCCUCCAUUGUGGUGGAGCCCACAGAGGGAGAUGUAGAGAGCGGGGAGCUGCGAUGGCCACCUGAGGAGUUUCUGGUGGAGGAGGAAAAGGAAUCCAGCUGCGACCCAACACAGAAAGAGAACAAGGAGCAGUAA
Staurois parvus is the source of this 303-nucleotide messenger RNA. The record is from the annotation of a GenBank genome assembly. NCBI's taxonomy places the organism in Eukaryota, Metazoa, Chordata, Amphibia, Anura, Ranidae.